Molecule: messenger RNA, 3084 nt
Organism: Stomoxys calcitrans (stable fly)
Lineage: Eukaryota; Metazoa; Arthropoda; Insecta; Diptera; Muscidae
Product: prion-like-(Q/N-rich) domain-bearing protein 25
Exons: 10
Coding region: 104-2377 (757 amino acids)
Source: RefSeq, a predicted model, not a curated record
UUUAUACAUCGGAGAAAGUGGGGGAAAUAUAAUUGCUAUCAACCAUAGCAGACAAAGUUGGAAAAAGACUACAAUUUUGUGAAAGUGAAAGUGAAAGUGAAAAAUGUUGUCUUUAAAAAACUUAAAUAUCCUUCAUAUUUCUGUGGUCAUUUGUCUCUUAGCAACAGGUUCAAACACUUUCAGCUGGCCAUGUGAAGGGGAUGCCGACUGUUCGGCCCAGGGCUCAAAGUGCAACAUCGCCUAUGGUCGAUGCGAAUGCAAUGACGCAGAGAGCGUCUUCUCCAGCAACUUUACACAAUGCCUGAAGGGGUCACUCUAUGGUGACGAAUGCGAAGAAAGUGUUCAAUGCAAUCUUAUGCCAUCGGGAACCAAAUGUAAGUCGGGGGUCUGCGCUUGUGCCGAUGAUGAAACCUAUGUACGCGGUCGCUGCCGUCAAUUAAAUGGUCUCAAUCAAUACUGCGACACCGAUCUGGACUGUUACUUUGCCUACGAUCGCAAUUCGGUCCAAUGUGAAGAUAAUCUUUGUACUUGUGCCAAUGGAUAUUAUCAUAGACAUGGCAACAUAUGCCGUCGUAAAUCAAUGGACAUUGAUGAUGCUUGUGUCGUUAACGCCGACUGUCAGGAGAUAGGUGAAAAUGUUGAAUGUGUUAGUUUAAAAUGUCAAUAUGUAAAUGAAAUUCAAAAGGACAAUGUUACAACGUCACAGGUGAAAGCUUUCAAUAAUAACAACGACAUCACCAACAGCAAUUACGAUAAUAACAGUAACAACAACAACAAUAAUAAUAACGAUAACAUUAUCAACAACAACAAUAUAACAACGAAAAGACAAACUUCCACAGCAACAUCUUCUGAAACCACUUCGAAUAUCUCAAAAUCCUCACCCAGCGAUAGCGUCUUGGACAAUCAGUCCAGAUUGUUAAACGGCGACAUCGAUUUUCGCAGCAUAAGCGAUACUGAGUCCGAGGACAUUAUUACCGAUCCCGCUGAUCACGAGGCCAAGGCAAAGGAGGAGCUGCACCAGCAGCAGGAUCAGGCCGUGCGUGUAGUGUUGCCCUCAAAAUAUCACAGAGAGGCAGCAACGGCUACGGAACCCGAGGCAGAGCCAGUUACGAAAAAGUUACGAGAAAUCGCUGUUCAGACUAGCAUCGAAGCUUUUGAGUUAAAAUUUUUGGCGCCAAAAACCAAAAAUGUUGGCACUGUUACAACCGCCUCGACAAGUUCGAGCAGCCGCAGACCUUCGAAACAAAGACGACGCCCAGCCCUAUUUCGUUUUGAUGAUGAUGAAAAAACUUUUUCAACUGUGUCGAACACUGAUGACGAUAUUGAGAAUAGAAAUUUUGGCAGCUCUUGCACCGAUAAUGGUAAACCCUGCACUGGACUUCCUCAUUCCAUAUGUUCCAAUGGUAUAUGCUUGUGCAAACAAGGUUACUACAAUAAGAGUGGAAAAUGUUUCGCUGAACUGGGCGAGAUAGCGGAAAGUACAGAUGAGUGUGAAAAUGAAUUCGAUCCUGUAUCCAAAAAAUGUAUUUGCCAAAAGAAUUUCUUUUACGAGAGGAAUCUCAGAGGAUGCCGUAAACCCAUACAAUAUCACCUAUCAUGUACCUCGAAUAGCCAAUGUAGUCCCUUUGGUGCUGCCUAUUGCCAACCCGAUAUUCCCAGACGCUGCACCUGUGAAGAAUACGCUGAAUAUGAUAACCUCUUGCAGAUGUGUGUCUACAAGCAAGGUUUAGGUUCCGAGUGUGACUCCAACGAUGCAUGUACCAUAGAACAUACAAUCUGCUCCAAUCGUCAUUGUAUGUGUAAAGAAGGUUUCGUACAAAAAGACGAACAAUGUGUACCUGGUCUUGGUGCUGAGUGUUUGGAUGAUAACGAAUGUACCAAUGUUGCCAAUUCCAAAUGCGAAGCAACAACUUCCAGUGGUGCCGAGAAUAUCCAAAAAACUUGUCAAUGUCGCAAAGGUUUUGUUCAUUUCAAGGAUGAGUGUCUUAAAGAAGCGGAGGAAAUCGAAGAAGAAUGUGAUGAAACUGAACAGUGUAAACCUUUGCUGGCCACCUGCGUUAAUCGAAAAUGUUCCUGUGCCGAUGAACAACAUUUCCAAAAUGGCCGUUGUGAAGUUAAAAAAGAACUCGGCGAACCCUGUUCUAGAGCUAGCGAAUGCUUUGUAGAGAAAGAACCCGAAAAUGUGGAAUGCCGCAACUCUGUAUGCCAGUGCAAAAUCGGACUUCAGACUGAUGUCGAACAAAAGAUUUGUUAUCGUGUGGCGCCCAGUAAGAAAAAUUCUUCCGGAAGGCCAAGUGCUCUUAAAAUAAUAACCUUCUUGUUAAUUGGAUCAGCGUUUUUAAUCACCAGUGCUGCUAUUAAACAGGCCUACUAUUAAACAAAAAAGAAAUCUGAGCAUAUCCUCAACCCCAUCCCAGAGGCAAUACCACCUACCAGUACACAUAUCACAUAUCCACAAGACACAGCAAAAUUGCCUUAAACGUAGUGAACCUUUUCAUUUAGAACAAAUAAAAAAAAAAUAUUUUGCUUUUUAAUUGAAGAAUUCUUUUCAAUUCUUCAUCUCUAUCACCGACCAUGAGACCACAACGAAUAACAAAAUUAGGAAUUUUACCAAAUUAAAAAUUAUUUUCAACUUUGCUAAAUCCCUAAAUAUAGAAUUAUUUGUUGGCUUAUUCUUAGAAUUGCAAAAAACACCAAAUUUUUCAUGGCACCUAUUGAAGGAAGCAUGUCGCCAGCGCUUCUGAAAUGCUUUCUUUCUUUCUUUCUCUCUCAAAUGCAAAUAAAGCAAAUUUAACAAAGCAAUAUUUUAUUUGUAAACGACCAGAUAAUUAGUAAUAAUUAUAAAUAAAAUCCUAUAUUUAUUACAAGACAUUACCACAAAUACAUGCCUACGUACAUGCAUACCUUAAAAGUACCAUACGAUAUGAGUGUGUAAAUUAACCAUAUUAGAGAGUAAACCUACAUCUGUAAUUGUACCUAUUUAUUAUUAUUACUACUAUUAUUACUAUUAAAAAUUAAAACAAAGGUUAUUUCGCACAUUGAGUUAAGGAAAGCGAAUCAAAGUCUUAAAACUAUUAAUUACUU